GGCCGGUCCUGUGCAUGAGACAAAGAUGGCGGCUGAAGGUCUAGCGAGGAUCCCUGAGGUGGACAUUGACCCGGAUGGCGUGUUUAAAUACGUGCUGAUUCGGGUGAAUGUGAAGGAAGGCUCGGAUGAUUACAAGGAUAUUGUCCGGGGAUACGGCUGGGCUGAGUACCACGCCGAUAUCUACGACAAGGUGGCAGCCGAACUGGAGAAGGGGGACUUGCUGGACUGCGAGUGUCUGGGAGGAGGCAGGAUCAGCCAUUCCAGCAAAGACAAGAAAAUCCAUAUCUACGGAUACUCUCUGGGUUUUGGCCGAGCCAGGCAUGCCGUUUCCAUGGAAAAGAUCAAAGCCAAGUAUCCAGACUAUAAAGUGACUUGGGCCGAUGAGGGGUAUUAGGUUAACCUGUAACAAGACCCUCAUCCACACAGCGGCAUUUUACUCCAUCGCUCUAAAGACUGUAAAUUACCGUCUCGUUCAUUAUGGCAGCUUGGGACCCCCGCGCGCUUCUGCUGCGUGAACCACCUCCUAAUAUUUGGAAGGUAUCCUGAAAUCGAGCGUUUGAUCCUUACUUAUUACAAGUCUACAAAUCUAACGCAUGUUUCCCUUUAUUCUCUGUAUGAUGUUUAUUUUUUUGUACUUUCAUUUUUGUUUAUUAGUUUGGCCGCCAUCAAGUUUUACUUGUAUUACUUUAUAAAAGGGGCCAUGAAUUAACCUCCCCAGAUGAUUCUGAACUCCAGCUCCCAUUAUUAUCUCUAGACUCUGGUCAAUCAGGAGCUUGCAGAGAGUCAUGAGAGUCGUAGUAUGAUUACAACUGGAGGACUUCCCAUUGGCUACUAAAAAAAACAUUAAAAUCCAUGUUUAUAGCUUUCCUGAAGGUGGGCUUGUAACCGGGAAUAGACGGCUUUUUCCCAGAAUAAAACCAGUUGCCUUGUC
Molecule: messenger RNA, 931 nt
Organism: Spea bombifrons (plains spadefoot toad)
Lineage: Eukaryota; Metazoa; Chordata; Amphibia; Anura; Pelobatidae
Gene: PHPT1
Product: phosphohistidine phosphatase 1
Exons: 3
Coding region: 26-394 (122 amino acids)
Biological process (GO): peptidyl-histidine dephosphorylation
Cellular component (GO): cytosol
Molecular function (GO): protein histidine phosphatase activity
Source: RefSeq, a predicted model, not a curated record